AUGGCUCCCAUCACGCAAGAGACCGUCGACGGUCUCAAGGAUAUCAUUCACAAGCUCGAGUCGCGCGUUGCCGAUUUGGAAAGCCGCCUCGUCCAUGGCAGCCCGGCUUCCAACUCGAAAUCGCUCGCCGAGCAAUUCCGAAUUAUCUUGAUCGGUCCUCCUGGCGCUGGCAAGGGAACCCAGGCUCCUCGUUUGAAGGAAAAGUACUGCGUGUGCCACUUGGCCACCGGUGAUAUGCUGCGAUCUCAGGUCGCCAAGAAGACGCCAUUGGGUAAGGAAGCGAAGAAGAUCAUGGACCAGGGUGGUUUGGUCAGCGACGAGAUCAUGGUCAACAUGAUCAAGAGCGAGCUCGAGACCAACUCGGAGUGCAAGAACGGAUUCAUUCUUGACGGCUUUCCCCGUACCGUUGCCCAGGCUGAGCGCCUAGAUGACAUGCUGUCCGCGCGUAAUGAGAAGCUCCAACACGCCGUUGAAUUGCAAAUCGACGACGCUCUCCUCGUCGCCCGUAUAACCGGUCGAUUGGUCCACCCUGCCUCUGGACGCUCAUAUCACAAGAUCUUCAACCCGCCUAAGCAGGACAUGAAGGACGACAUUACCGGCGAGCCCUUGAUUCAACGUUCCGACGACAACGCCGCAACCUUGGAAAAGCGAUUGGCCACCUACCAUGCUCAGACCUCCCCUGUUGUCGACUACUACAAGAAGACUGGUAUCUGGUGCGGUAUUGACGCCAGCCAGGAACCUGGCCAGGUCUGGAAGAGUCUUCUCGGCGUUUUCCAACCCAGCUCCAGCAUCCUGAGCAAAGUUGGUCUGUCCAAAUAA
Talaromyces marneffei is the source of this 819-nucleotide messenger RNA. RefSeq lists its product as uncharacterized. The record is from RefSeq and is a predicted model, not a curated record. Lineage: Eukaryota; Fungi; Ascomycota; Eurotiomycetes; Eurotiales; Trichocomaceae. The coding region runs from base 1 to 819 and encodes 272 amino acids. Gene Ontology annotation, molecular function: ATP binding; AMP kinase activity. The transcript is spliced from 4 exons. Gene Ontology annotation, biological process: ADP biosynthetic process. Gene Ontology annotation, cellular component: mitochondrion; cytoplasm.